This is a messenger RNA of Oppia nitens, 1896 nucleotides long. RefSeq names its product acetylcholinesterase-like. Gene Ontology annotation, biological process: acetylcholine catabolic process; choline metabolic process. Lineage: Eukaryota; Metazoa; Arthropoda; Arachnida; Sarcoptiformes; Oppiidae. Gene Ontology annotation, cellular component: plasma membrane. The record is from RefSeq and is a predicted model, not a curated record. The transcript is spliced from 2 exons. The coding region runs from base 37 to 1896 and encodes 619 amino acids. Gene Ontology annotation, molecular function: acetylcholinesterase activity.
AUUUGAUAAAACUUUGUUGAAAAAAUUUAGUUAAAAAUGACAACUUUUAAUUUGAAAAACCAAAACCGCAAAUUCGUAUUCUUGCGUUAUGUCAGCUAUGCCUUAGCAAUAAUAGCCAUAAUUAGCAUAAUCUACCUGUUCCUCAAUCCAGGCUAUUUAGAUAAAGUAAAUUUGGGAUCAAUUGACGACAAGAAUGUCAUUGUGUUGACAGACAUUAAGCCAAAUCAGGAAAAAUUGAUUGUUAACGACAAAAGUACUAUUAAUGCAAUUCAUCCCAAAACAAGUCAUUCACAAGAAUUGUCGGAUUCAUUGAACUCAGUCAUUGUGUCGACAAAUUCUGGCAAAAUUCGCGGUAAAAUACAUGAAGUUCUUGGCGUAAAAGUGAACACAUUUUUAGGUAUUCCCUACGGAAAGGCACCGACAGGUGUGUUACGAUUCCGACGGACACAACCAGUUAAGCCUUGGACUAACAUAUUGAACGCAACCCGACUUCCGGCCGCAUGUAUUCAAUCGGAAUACACACAAAAACUAUUUCCCGUUAAGAUUCUUAACUAUGAACUCAGCGAAGACUGUCUUUAUAUGAAUAUAUGGACUCCUGUGACAAAUGAAAGUUCAUUACCAGUUAUGGUAUGGAUUCACGGAGGAAUGUUUACCAUUGGUUCUGUUGGUGUCGAUGAAUAUGAYGGCAGUGUUUURGCAUCAUUUGGAAAUGUUAUAGUAGUUUCCAUUCAAUAUAGGUUAGGAUUAUUUGGAUUUCUUGAUUUAGAAACCGACGAAAUACCUGGAAAUAUGGGUCUUUCGGAUCAGGCGAUGGCAAUCAAAUGGAUUUAUGAUAAUAUUGAUAAUUUUGGUGGCGAUUCUAAAUCCAUAACACUUAUGGGACAAUCCGCUGGUGGUAUAUCUAUAGGUCUACAUAUGAUGACUGACACUAAAAARUAUUUUAAAAGAGUAAUUCUUGAGAGUGGAAGUUCUAUGCUUCUGAAUCAAGUGUAUGGUCGCGGACACAAAGUAGCCGAAGAGUUUGUCCGCAAAAUUGGUUGUUUGCCCGAAGGAACCGACAUUUAUGACGCUCCAGARCUUAUAGUAAAGUGUAUCGACACCGUAAGUCUUAAAAAGAUAAGUCAAGCUCAACAAGAAAUGGUAACCAACAAUCCCGUCCCAUUCCUACCUACCAUUCCAUCAGAUUUUGUCGAAAACUUUCCCACUGAAAGCAAUGAAAACAUAACAUAUAACCAAAAAGAUUUUUUAAUUGGUUUCAAUCAAGACGAGGGGACACUAAUACUUCAUUUAGCUUAUCCUAAAAACUAUACAAGAACUACCGUUCCUAUAAUAAAUACUUUAGAUGAGGCUCGCAAUGCUAUCGUUAUGAUGGCAGUGGACGGAGGUUUCCCCGAAAUGCAAGCAAAAAGUAUGGCAGCAGUACUGCUCAAUGGCAACGAAACGGAUACACCAGAAAACUGGGCCCGAAAAAUAGCGUCAGUUUUCGGAGAUAUUAUGUUUAUAUGUCCGACACUAAGUUUUGCCGAUAAGUUUUCAGCCCUCAACAGUACUGUCUAUAUGUAUAUAUUCACACAUAGAGCACAUAAUUCAGUUUGGGGUAAAUGGAUGGGAGUCACCCAUCACGACGAACUCAAUUAUGUGUUUGGAGUUCCCCUACGGUAUCCAAAUAUGUUUGACGGACAGGACAUCAACUUUAGUAAACGUUUAAUCAAGACGUGGACACAGUUCGCCAAAACUGGAUCUGUUUCACCAAUCGAUUAUCAACACGACUGGCAUUCAUACGAUUCCUCAAAGCCUUAUAUGGAAUUAAAUGCUAGGAAUGCCUACAUCGGGCACCGGUAUCACGAAGAAACUUGUAAUUUAUAUAAUGCUCUCAUUGAGUAUCUCAAUAGAUAA